GCUGGUCCCGCCUUUACCUCUUUGCUGAUAUCCAACUACCAUCUCAUCAACCAAGAUGCCCUCCCCCAAUCGCAGAGGCCGGACCCUGCACAAUUAUCCUCGCAGAACCGUCCAAACUGCCCUCCUCACCCUCCUCCUCGCCCACCCCGCCCUUGCCGACGUAACCUGGCUCAGCCCCUCGGCGGGCGACAUCUACGGCCCCGCAGACACGCUCGUCGCCAAAUGGACCGCAGACAAGGAUAUCACUUCCCCGUCCUUCCGCCUCUGUUUGGCCAAAGGCGGACAUGGUGACGAUAAUGGCGGCGACGGUGAUUCAGAGAACGACGGAAUUGAGUCGCGCUCCGACGAUGGACUCGAAUCGCGUGGCUCUGAUAUCGGCGGGUGCGGAUCGCAGACGUGGCCGGACGUAACGCGUAGUGGGGGCGCGUCGAUGAUGUCUAUGGCUGUCCCGAGCGUCACCGCGGACCACCCGUACUAUUUGAGCAUGGAGGACGACUAUGGGACGAGAUCGCGGUCGCCUACUUUCUCGCUGAGCAAAUCCGCUCCUGCCAGCCCCAAUCCACCUCCGGCCGCCCCCGCUGCCCUGAACAACGCCGAGGACCCCGCUCAGGCUCAAGCUCCUUUCGCCGCCACCAGCACGCCCUCGCUCGUCGCUGCCAGCAGCGCACCAGUCGCGUCGCUUGCUCCUCCCCCUCCCAGCUCUCCUGAGGUUCUCUCCUCCCGCACACCCGUCCCCACCGCCGCCUUCGCCGUGCCCAUCUCUAUCGUCGGCGCCAUCCUCCUCAUUGCCAUCUACCUCGGCUUCCGCCAACGCAGCGCCCUUCGCAAAGCGCGCCAGCGUGACGCGGAGAAACUCUCUCGUCAGACCAGUGCCAGCAGCUUUGGCUCCUCAACAACCCUUCCAGGCGACCUGGCCACGGCGCUUGCCGCGCUUAAGCAGGCGUCGCCCGCGAGCUCGUGCCAUGGGCACCCGCAGGUGGCCGUCCCGCAUAGCUAUGGGUGUGGGAUGCCUGUGCCGCUGUAUGCGGCGCCGGUCGAGGUGAUGCGCGAGCCGCGUCGUCCGACGCGGCAGGAGUAUCGGCCUCCGUCUUUGAACCGGGAGUACUCGAGAAGAGACGAAUACGCCGCAUCAUGGUUGGGCUCCCAGUCAUUGUCCAGAUCGUCGACGAGGGAUUCGUACCAUCCCUCGUCUAGGCAAGUCUAUGGCGGAUAUCGCUCCUCAUCGUCUCGCGAGCCUCACUAUCAACCCUCGCACGCACCUCGCUCGUCCCGCUCGUCCGAGCAUCGCGAGCAUCGUCCUUCCAGCAGGUCCUCGCGAGACUAUUACCCGUCCAUGGACCACAUGCUGCACCCUCAAUACACUCGCACCUCGCCAUCGCGCAGCUCGACCCGCGCCAGCGAGCUGCCUGCGGAACACCGCCGGCAUCACCCUCCCUCGCGCCGCUCGACAAUACGGAGUGACGCGAGCGGCGAGACAGCCGUCACGGAAUCGGUGCUGGCGGACUAUGCGGACUUUGAGGAAGUCGACCGCGAUGAGUAUCGACGCGAACGUCGUCAGCGGGAGGACCGCCACCACCGUUCUCGCACGCCGUCUUGUCUGCUUCCUGCGCCUCAGAGACUUCACAUACGCACUGAAGGCCCUGAUCUCGCGACGUCUCCAGGCAUCGAGAGGUACUUGUUCUUGGAGAAGGACUUGCCUGGUUGACCUAUCGAUUAGAAUAACCCUCCUUGUACAUCUUUAGGACUGUCGUCUGGUCGAUGCCAAGGGGUGAAUGCAGAGCUUCACAACAACUUUCUGAUGGAAAGGACUCGCACCGGCUAACAACUUGAACUUCGCCGAGAUCACCGACCGCCAUGAUCAAUUCGGAUU
This is a messenger RNA of Schizophyllum commune H4-8, 1870 nucleotides long. RefSeq lists its product as uncharacterized. The transcript has 3 exons. NCBI's taxonomy places the organism in Eukaryota, Fungi, Basidiomycota, Agaricomycetes, Agaricales, Schizophyllaceae. Bases 56 to 1705 code for a protein of 549 amino acids. The record is from RefSeq and is a predicted model, not a curated record.